AUGACGCGGCCCUAUCUUUUUGGAAUUGCGGUGCUCCUUGCGUGUUCCUGCCUGGAAGUAUCAUCGAGGCCUUCAAACAACGACGCAUCGGUACAAUAUGUGCCAUUCUACGGCGGCGCCAAGGGGCAAUACUUAGAAAUAAAGAAAGACAACCUGGGUAGAAUAACUGGGGAGAAAAUAGUUUCUGAAGAAAACAUCAGCAGUGAAAACAUUCUCAAAAAUAAUAGCAAUGAGAAUCUGCUAGCAAAGGUUAUGGCUGCGAAUUUACAAAACCUUAGAACACUUUCAACAAAUCUGCUCAAACUGCAUAACCUUGGACGGAAAACUGGUACCUUAGGGAACGUGGAAAAGGCAAGGUAUAAGACUCAGCUGGCAUCGCUGGGCGAAGCUGCUUCGAACAUGAUUAAGCUGAUAGAAGAAGUGGAUGACGUCAAUAUGUUGUUCAAGAAAAAUACCACUGUGAAAGCUAGAGAUGACGAUGAGGACGAUGAUUACGUUGCUGAAGAGGGCGUUGGCAUUGAAUCUGCAGAUGAUGAAGAUUCCAGUGACGGUGAUGGUUUUCUUAAUAAGGGAACCAUAGCUGAAGCCAAACCAGUUGGUCUUGCAGUUAUUGGAGAGCAUGGUCUAGCAGCUUCCAGACCCCUUGCUACCGCAGUAGCAGCUUCUGGUGUAGCACUAGCUAGACCUAUAGCUACAGCUGUAGCUGGAGUUGAUCCAACAGCUUUGGGCAUUAAUUUCCAGGUCAACCAUUCGAGGAACUGA
Spodoptera littoralis (African cotton leafworm) is the source of this 762-nucleotide messenger RNA. NCBI's taxonomy places the organism in Eukaryota, Metazoa, Arthropoda, Insecta, Lepidoptera, Noctuidae. The record is from the annotation of a GenBank genome assembly.